AUGGACCAAAAGACCACAGUCACCCUCCUUGAGCUUGCUGCAAAGAGUGUGCUGAAUAAUGAGCCUGUAGCUAUCCAUGCCCUGGGCGAAAUCCCAAGAGACCUCUUUGUUCCAUUGUUCAACGCUGCCUUCUUGGGUGGGCAUAAGACGAUACUAAAGGCAAUGGUGAGGGUUUGGCCUUUUUGCUGUCUCCACAUUGGGUCAUUGAACACACGGGAGUCAUACUAUGACAUCUUGGAAGCCAUGACUGAUGGUCUGCAGAUCCACCCUGCCCAGAACUCAACCUCUUGUAAAAUUCAGCAGAACUUUGGGUCCUUGCAUGUCUGCUGCAGAGAUUUGCAAAUCAAUAGAAUGUCUGGCCACAGAAGUAUCCUGCAGUUUCUUGAUCUGGGGUGCAUUGAUCACCUGGAAAUGGAUCAGGCUGAUCUGAGUGAAGUCCUCACCCUUUUGGCUCGGGUGAUCCACCUGAACAGCCUUACUCUGUGUAACAUCCCCUUUAACUCUUAUAAGAGAAGGAAUUUCAUAUCUAUUCCCCUCUGCCUUGGGCAGCUGGACAACCUCCAGGAGCUCAGCUUGCCUUUCGUCUGCCUCACAAAUCAACUGCACAAACUGCUCAGAGUUGUGCCACGUCAGUUGGAUACACUGUAUCUACCUUACUGUAGCCUUUCUAACAGAGACAUCACUGUCCUGUCCGAGAGCUCUCAGGCCACCUACCUAAAGGAACUGAGUCUCAGUAACAACAAGAUCUUCUCAGAAGUUUAUGAGCCCUUCCAGGCUCUGCUGGAGAAGGUCUCAAGCAUCUUGCAACAUCUGGAGAUAAACAAUUGUAUGAUUGAUUCUACUCUGUCUGCCAUCCUCCCAGCCCUGAGCCACUGUACCCACAUCCGUGUCCUUAGCUUUGCCUUCAAUCCCAUUAUGAUGCCCGUGUUCAAGAGCCUUCUGCAGCACCUGACAUCCUUGAUGAAGCUGAAGUAUGUGAUUUAUCCUGCCCCUCUCCAUUGCUACGAGGAAGGGAAUUUUCAUGACAGUUUGGACCGACAGAAACUUGCUGAAGUUCAGGCUCAGUUGGAGGCGAUGCUGCACGGGGCACAGCGGGACGACAUGAAUUGGGCCACUUGUUCAUAG
This is a messenger RNA of Mesoplodon densirostris (Blainville's beaked whale), 1125 nucleotides long. Its product is annotated as melanoma antigen preferentially expressed in tumors-like. The record is from RefSeq and is a predicted model, not a curated record. The coding region runs from base 1 to 1125 and encodes 374 amino acids. The transcript is spliced from 3 exons. Lineage: Eukaryota; Metazoa; Chordata; Mammalia; Artiodactyla; Ziphiidae. Gene Ontology annotation, cellular component: cytoplasm.